CUUCAUUCGUUUUAAUUGGAAAAUUUUCAGCAAGCUCUCUUUUUUCCACUAAUAUUUUAUUUUGUUAUUACUCAAAUCACAAGCAUACCUACAUUAGCAAUUCGAAACAAUGGCCAGAAGAUACGAUUCGCGCACAACAAUUUUUUCGCCCGAAGGCCGCCUAUACCAGGUCGAGUACGCGAUGGAGGCCAUCUCGCACGCCACCACGGUUAUCGGCGUUCUCAGCAAGGAGGGUAUUGUGCUUGCGGCCGAGCGCCAGGCAGCCUCGAAACUUCUCGAGCAGAGCAUUGACAGCGAAAAGAUUUACGAAAUGAACGAUAACGUUGUUGCCGGAGUGGCUGGACUCGCUGCCGAUGCAAACAUUUUGAUCAACCAGUCGCGGCAACUGGUGCGCCGGCUGUGCGAUCUCAAACAGGGCUACACACAGUUUGGUGGCCUGCGCCCCUUUGGUGUUUCGUUCCUAUGUGCUGGCUGGGACUCGGUGUUUGGAUUCCAACUGUACCAGUCGGAUCCCGCCGGCAAUUACUCGAGCUGGAAGGCUGCGUGUAUUGGCGAAAACUUUAACAAUGCGCAGAGUAUUUUGAAACAGGAGUACAAGGAGGAUGACGAGGAGGAGACGAGUGUUGGUAUGGCCGCUACAAAGAUGACCAUGGAUGACGCCCUGAAGCUCACUUGCCAGGUGCUUUCAAAGACCAUCGACACUGCUAAGCUGACUAGCGAGAAGCUUGAGUUCUCCACGAUUACACUCAAGGAUGGAAAGCCUUACAUUCAUAAGUACUCGUCCGAGGAGAUCGACGGUCUUUUGAAGAAGUACGAGUCGGUCACCAAGCCCUCGGACAACUAGAAAUGUUCUGGUAGGGACUUGAGUGUAUUUUCUUUUCUUGGAAUUAUAAAUAUUGAUAACGUGUGAACAAUAAGUAAUAAGAAAUAUGGAUAAGCUGUUUUAAAGGUGGCGGUGGGGGUUUGAUCUAUGUGCCAGCUGAUUUGCGGCUCUCAGCCCAUACACUGUUGGUCCCUGUAUA
Kickxella alabastrina is the source of this 1022-nucleotide messenger RNA. Its product is annotated as proteasome component Y13. Bases 110 to 844 code for a protein of 244 amino acids. Lineage: Eukaryota; Fungi; Kickxellomycota; Kickxellomycetes; Kickxellales; Kickxellaceae. The record is from RefSeq and is a predicted model, not a curated record. The transcript is spliced from 3 exons. Gene Ontology annotation, biological process: ubiquitin-dependent protein catabolic process. Gene Ontology annotation, cellular component: cytosol; nucleus; proteasome core complex, alpha-subunit complex.